Molecule: messenger RNA, 1659 nt
Organism: Lutra lutra (Eurasian river otter)
Lineage: Eukaryota; Metazoa; Chordata; Mammalia; Carnivora; Mustelidae
Gene: OAS1
Product: 2'-5'-oligoadenylate synthetase 1
Biological process (GO): defense response to virus; negative regulation of viral genome replication; regulation of ribonuclease activity
Cellular component (GO): cytosol; membrane; nucleoplasm
Molecular function (GO): 2'-5'-oligoadenylate synthetase activity; double-stranded RNA binding
Source: RefSeq, a predicted model, not a curated record
CUUCCAAGGAAACUGAAACUAACUGACUCAGGCAGCGGGAGACUUCAGCUGUGGCCACAGGCACUCCUGUCCCCAACCUGGGAAUCAUGUGGGAGCUGGAAGAGACCCCAGCCAAGUAUCUGGACAAGUUCAUUGAAAACCGUCUCCUGCCAGACACGAAUUUCCGCAGGCAGAUCAAGGAAGCCGUCCACAUCAUCUCCACCUUCCUGAAGGAGAAGUGUUUCCAAGGAGCCCCCCACCCUGUGCGGGUGACCAAAGUCAUCAAGGGUGGCUCUUCAGGCAAAGGCACGUCCCUCAGAGGCCGAUCAGAUGCUGACCUUGUGGUUUUUCUUAGCAACCUUGGGAGUUUUCAGGAGCAGCUUGACAGAAGAGGAGUGUUCAUCUGGGAAAUUAAGAGGCAGUUGGAAGCCUGUCAAAGAAAAGAAAUCUUUGAAGUGCGGUUUGAGGUUGGGAGUCUGCAGUGGGAGAAGCCCCGAGCCCUCAGCUUCUGGCUCACACACCCCUAUCUCCCCGAAGAGGUGGAGUUUGAUGUGCUGCCUGCCUUUGACGUCCUGGGUCAGUGGACCAAUAACGGCCAACCUAACCCUGAAGUCUACAUCACGCUCAUCCGAGAGUGCCAGGCGCUGGGGAGAGAGGGUGAGUUCUCCACCUGCUUCACGGAGCUGCAGCGAGACUUCCUGAGGCAGCGCCCAACCAAAGUGAAGAGUCUCAUCCGCUUGGUCAAGCACUGGUUCCGAAGGUAUUGUAAGAAGAAGCUUGGGAAGCCACUGCCGCAGCAGUACGCCUUGGAGCUCCUGACAGUCUAUGCCUGGGAGGAAGGCAGCAACAAAACCGAGUUCAGCACGGCAGGAUUUCAGACCGUCUUGAAAUUAGUCCUGAACUACCACCAGCUCUGCAUCUACUGGACAAAGUAUUACAACUUUAAAAACCUGAUUAUUGGACAAUACCUGGAGAGGCAGCUUGCAAAGCCCAGGCCUGUGAUUCUGGACCCGGCUGACCCGACGGGAAAUGUGGCGGGUAGAGACUCAUACCCCUGGCCAGCGCUGGCCAGACGAGGCCAGGGCCUGGCUGAGCUACCAUGCUUUAAGAAAGGAGAUGGGUCUCCAGUGGGCUCCUGGGACGUGCCGUUUGCGAAGACAUCGAGGACAGCUUGGGCAACCUGUGAGCCGAAGAUGUAUUCUCCCCAGGCUUAUGGAUGGCACCCUGUAGCUGCUGGGAGGAGCCUCAGUGAAAGCAUGAUGCCGUCCACUGCCCCGAAGGAAGAUGACUGGGCGUGUGCCAUUCUCUGAGCACCAGUGAGCCUUACGGGAAAGGGCUCCAGAAUCAUCCAGGCCCUGACCCUCAUCUCAGAGGUUGGGGGAGGUCCCUUGAUCCAGAGGGCAGAAGACGACUCCGAUCCCAACAUGAGUUGGUGUCAGACCUGAGACAGGGAUGCAGGCUUCCUGACUCCCACCCUUACCCCUGUUCUGUGCUCCUCCUCCUCUCAGCAGUGAUUUCCCCGCAGCCCUACCUGCCCCAAGCCUGGUCUCUGACAUCAUCUCUGGGAGACAACCAGAGAGCCUUAACUUUCUUCUGUGUUCCUGCUGAGGGGCCUGCUGUCCAAUUUAUCAUCAAUAACAAUAAAAAGAUCAGCAAAUACCAUGUGUUGGGUGUUUAUUA